AUGUUAGAGAGCGGGGACAAAUCAGCUCUGAAUGUCUGCCUACAGCAAGCAGCAGUGGCCGCUCCAGACUUAUUGGACCCUAAAUCCGCCACUCACAACAGCAAGCCCCGGCUCUCCUUCUCCACCAAGCCAAUCACAAGGUCUCCCCGCGAGGAGAGUGAGGUGGUUGCCACGGUGAUGAAAUGGAAGACGGUGGCAGCCAUCUUUCUUCUGGUGGUUCUUUACCUGGUGGUGGGAGCAGCAGUGUUCAGAUUCCUGGAGCAGCCUCACGAGAGUGCCCAGCAUUUGGCCAUCCUGACCCAGAAGCUGGAGUUCCUGUCCAGACACGCCUGUGUCAACCAGAGCCAGCUGGAGGAGCUGGUUAAGCAAGUUGUGUCUGCUAUCCGUUCGGGGAUCAACCCGGCAGGCAACCUGACCACCCACAGCAGCCUGUGGGACCUGAGCUCUGCCUUUUUCUUCGCAGGGACUGUCAUCACAACCAUCGGUUUUGGGAACAGCUCUCCCCACACAGAAGGUGGAAGGAUCUUCUGCAUCAUCUACGCGUUGCUCGGGAUCCCUCUGUUCGGAUUCCUUUUGGCUGGAGUAGGCGAUCAGCUCGGCACCAUAUUCGGCAAAGGCAUCGCCAGAGUGGAGACAAUGUUUGUGCAUUGGGACAUCACUCGGACGAAGAUCCGGGUCAUCUCCACCCUGCUGUUUGUGCUUUUUGGCUGCCUGCUGUUUGUGGCGCUCCCGGCGGCCAUUUUUAAAAACAUCGAGGGUUGGUCCGCGCUGGAGUCCCUCUACUUUGUGGUCAUCACCCUGACGACCAUAGGGUUCGGAGACUUCGUGGCAGGUGGUUCAGAAAUACAGUACUUAGAUUACUAUAAACCAGUUGUCUGGUUCUGGAUCCUGGUGGGACUAGCCUACUUUGCUGCCAUCCUCAGCAUGAUAGGAGACUGGCUCCGGGUCAUCUCCAAGAAGACGAAAGAAGAGGUGGGAGAGAUCCGGGCUCACGCUGCAGAGUGGACGGCUAACGUCUCGGCCGAGUUCAAACAAACGCGGCGGCGCGUCAGCGUCGAGGUCUACGACAAGUUCCAGCGCGCCGCCUCCAUCAAACGCAAACUGUCCUCCGAUUUUGGAUUCAGCCCCGGCCCCGAGUUCACUCUGCCCAGGAGGGCCACGUCGGUCAACUUCAACGACGAACUGGACAGGAAGGAGAGGGAGGCUAGUAACGGAGGUCUGUUCAUGAACGGCUUGGACCCCGAGAGAGGGAACGUCUCGGUCAUCGAACACCUCAAGUAG
Messenger RNA from Pseudoliparis swirei, 1281 nucleotides. It is a transcript of the gene kcnk2a, whose product is annotated as potassium channel, subfamily K, member 2a. Bases 1 to 1281 code for a protein of 426 amino acids. The transcript is spliced from 9 exons. Lineage: Eukaryota; Metazoa; Chordata; Actinopteri; Perciformes; Liparidae. Gene Ontology annotation, molecular function: potassium ion leak channel activity; outward rectifier potassium channel activity. Gene Ontology annotation, cellular component: membrane. Gene Ontology annotation, biological process: potassium ion transmembrane transport; stabilization of membrane potential. The record is from RefSeq and is a predicted model, not a curated record.